This is a messenger RNA of Funneliformis caledonium, 1101 nucleotides long. NCBI's taxonomy places the organism in Eukaryota, Fungi, Glomeromycota, Glomeromycetes, Glomerales, Glomeraceae. The record is from the annotation of a GenBank genome assembly.
AUGCAAAAACGACAAUAUACGCCUCUCCCAACUAUUACUCCUUCACCAAACUCUCCUCAGGGAGUGAGUAGUCCUCAAAUCGAACCUCAAAUCCCUGGCAGACAACGUACGAAAGGAAAGCAGCCGAAUAGAACAACAAAAACUUCUCAAAAGCUUAAGUUGUUCCCUGCAGAACAAGAAGCUGCUCCUCCUGCUGUAACAAAUGAAACUUACAAUCAAAUUGGACAAUUACCUAAAGGUACUGCUCGAAUUGAAGCAGAAAAAUUCAGUAAACAAGAGAGGCUUCUACUUCCUCGAGUAACCGCCUACUGCACUGCCUCAGCUUAUCGGCUAGAUGAGUUAUUCAAGAAUCUCCAAAGCCGAAAAUCAACAAACGGGUCAACGCCUAAACGUUUUGAUGAAUGUAUUUACACUCCGUUUACCUUCAAGACACCUAAACCGCCUGUUGCUGAUCUUUUGGGUCUUGAUGAUUCAUUGCUCUCACCUCUUUUACAAGAACAUAUCUCUGAAGUAUUCUUCUUUGAAUACGGCGUCGUAGUGAUAUGGGGUAUGAAAGAAGACGAGGAGAAGGAUUUAUUGCGAGAACUUUUUCCAUUUGAAGACGAAAAAUUGGGUUCCGAAGAUGUUGAAACCGAAGAAUUUCAUUAUCACUACGCUGCAUCGUAUCAACCAAGAAUUUAUAAUGAUGUGAUAACUCUUAAAAAUGCCGGCAAUUAUAUGGUCAAACUUACAAUAUCUCAUGCUAUUGCACAAUCCGUAAAAAUGACUUUAUUUGAAGGAUUGAUUGAAGAAACAAUUGAAGCGACUAAACAUAUUCCACAAACUAUGGCUGAGACAGGAAAAGUUCAAAUGUCCAGAACGGCCAUUACCAAGAAAAUCGGACAGUUGUUCAUUAUGAGAAUCAAUGUAAAUUUGGUUAGUAACAUUUUAGAUACUCCAGAAAUAUUUUGGUCAGAGCCCUCAUACGAACCUUUGUACACAGCCAUAAGGGGUUAUCUUGAGAUUUCGCAACGCGUAGAAUUAUUAAAUCAAAGAGUAGCCGUAAUAAGUGAUCUUUUGGACAUGCUUAAAGAGCACUUGACGAGUUCUCACGGUUUGUGA